AUGUAUGAGGAACUCAAAGGUAGUAGCCAACAAGUGGUUGCGUGGCGAAAAGUGCUGUUUCAUAACCUGGCUAGACCGAGAGCAAUGCAUAUUUUGUGGAGAGCCUGUCACAAUAGUCUGGCAACGAAGGAAAGACUGUGCAGAUUUGGUAUGCUUGCUAAUAUGGAAUGCGGUUUUCGUGGUGCUAUUGAGACUUUGCAGCAUAUGCUCUUUGAGUGUAAUGCUACGAAAUUGAUUUGGCAAGAAGUUUUAAAGUGGUUGCAGAUUCGCCAUACUCCUUUGGGCUGGAAGGAUGAAUUGGCGUGGAUACUUGAACAAUGUAAUAGGAAAGGCUGGAGAUGUACCAUACUUAAAUGUGCUUUCACAGAAGCAAUUUAUGAAAUCUGGUGCCAUAGAAAUAGAGUAUGCUCGGAGAACAUGGAUAGGCCCAAUAGUGAUAAUAUAGUUCUAAAAAUUGUGGACAAUGUUAUUUACAGAUGUUGGACUAAGGUGCAACUUAGACAACAUGUAGGAAAACUUAUGCUACCUUAG
Vicia villosa (hairy vetch) is the source of this 531-nucleotide messenger RNA. RefSeq lists its product as uncharacterized. Lineage: Eukaryota; Viridiplantae; Streptophyta; Magnoliopsida; Fabales; Fabaceae. The coding region runs from base 1 to 531 and encodes 176 amino acids. The record is from RefSeq and is a predicted model, not a curated record. The transcript has a single exon.